Molecule: messenger RNA, 1110 nt
Organism: Purpureocillium lilacinum
Lineage: Eukaryota; Fungi; Ascomycota; Sordariomycetes; Hypocreales; Ophiocordycipitaceae
Source: RefSeq, a predicted model, not a curated record
AUGUCGUUGGCCGUUGCGGAAUCCGACGCGCUGACGCCUGCGCAGCGCAGUGCCAUCAGCAACAUCCGGCAGCGAGCGCAGGACCUGCGCGCCGACGCAGUCAUGACGAUCUCGCAUAUCCUAAACAUGUCCAACGUCGAGCCCUCUACCGCGGAUGCCGUCAGGGCCGCCAUUCACGACCACGCUCACGUUGUGAUACACUUUCACCCUGACCGGCCGGUCGGGUCUCGCGUCGUUGCGAGGGCGCUGCUGGAGGACGGCGUCUACCGCAACCAGUUCGAAACUGGCAUUUCGAAUGGCCUGGUGUCGACAGCGCUGGAUGGGCCUCGUGACAGCUGGGAGAAAAGCCUCUUUUCUGGCGCCUACCAUGACGGCACGGGACUACGGGCGGCCGAGAGACCCAAGUAUGGCGCGCUGGAUCUCACCUGCCACCCAGACGGCCCGGCUCCUCGUUUCGGUUCCUGCUACCUGGUACUGAAGCCAGAGGUAUCACGCCGGUCGACGUUUACCUUUGGCGGCUCGCAGGCGGACCCCAAGUUUCGGGGCACGAUUGACGAGUUCGACGCCAUCCUGUCGGCUAUUCUCGAGGAAUCCUUCACCAGGGACUUUAUGCUGGGCGUGAGCGAUAUCAGGCCUGGCCCCGCCAUGUGUUUGCUACGCGAGAGUCUCACCACGCCUAGACAAUUCCGAACCGACGACGCCAGCCACAACCUAGACCACAUGGUCGAGGCACAGGUCCACGGCGACAUCUGCCUCGACCGCGACGUCGAGGCCCUGAUCGCGGACGGGUCGUUUGCAGAUGGGGAUACCGGCCGGAUCCUCAAAGCCAUCGGCGAGAGGUUCGGGUUCCCCGUUCGAUUCAACCGCGGCUUUCAGCUGCCUGUGGAAAGCAUACCGCCAGACUUCCGGGGACCCUGCAUGCCAUCUCUGGCUGCCAGGGUCACCACGACGCGAGUUGACGCCCGGGCAAUCGGCACGGCAGCCCAGGGCUUGUUUGACAAUCGAGACCAGUGGCGUGACAGGGGAACGUACGAAGAGAUCCUGCAGGAGCUGAAGCUCCUUUGGCACGUGUUGGUCAAGUACGGAGAACCCCUUAGUACUCUACCGUGA